Molecule: messenger RNA, 6182 nt
Organism: Stegostoma tigrinum
Lineage: Eukaryota; Metazoa; Chordata; Chondrichthyes; Orectolobiformes; Stegostomatidae
Gene: rab3da
Product: RAB3D, member RAS oncogene family, a
Exons: 6
Coding region: 66-725 (219 amino acids)
Biological process (GO): regulation of exocytosis; protein localization to plasma membrane; protein secretion
Cellular component (GO): plasma membrane; synaptic vesicle; endosome
Molecular function (GO): GTPase activity; GTP binding
Source: RefSeq, a predicted model, not a curated record
CGCGAGCAGCAGUCACUCAGAGAUCCGGUUAAGUAGGAGAGGAGACGGAGGGACGUAGACACAAGAUGGCCUCCGCAAAUGACACCAAGCAAGUGCAGAAGGAUGCCGCAGACCAGAACUUUGACUAUAUGUUCAAAUUGCUGAUCAUCGGCAACAGCAGUGUGGGCAAGACCUCAUUUCUGUUUCGAUAUGCAGAUGACUCCUUCACGUCUGCCUUUGUCAGUACAGUCGGCAUUGACUUCAAAGUGAAAACUGUCUACAGAAACGAAAAGAGGGUGAAGCUGCAAAUUUGGGACACUGCUGGUCAAGAACGUUACAGGACCAUCACUACAGCCUAUUACAGGGGUGCCAUGGGAUUUCUGCUGAUGUAUGACAUUGCCAACCAGGAAUCCUUCAGUGCUGUGCAUGAUUGGGCUACACAAAUCAAAACCUACUCCUGGGACAAUGCUCAGGUGAUCCUGGUUGGCAACAAAUCUGACCUGGAAGAUGACCGUGUUGUCCCUACAGAAGAUGGAAGGCGAUUGGCUGAAGAAUUAGGCUUCGAGUUUUUCGAGGCAAGUGCCAAAGAAAACAUUAACGUGAAGCAGGUCUUUGAACGCCUAGUCGAUAUCAUCUGUGUGAAGAUGUCCGAGAGCCUUGAUGCAGACCCCACACUAAUGAGCAACAACAAGAAUUCAUCCCUCACCGAGAAACCCCCUUCACAAUCAAGCAGCUGUGCAUGCUAGAAAGCCCCUAUCUUCUGACCUAAAUCAUCAAACACAGAGGGCCCACAGAUUUGGGUUGGGGGGUAGAGAUUGGUGCUCGCAAAGGGAGUGAAAAUAGGCUUUAAAAUGUAUUUAAGAUUCAGGGCUAAUGUGUCAAACUCUCUAUUUCAUUUUUAAAUUAAGAACUUGGGGAGAUGGUGGGAUAAUGCCAAUGUCACUGGGCAAGUUAUCGAGAGGCCCGGUGGUGACCAUGGGUUCAGGUGUCACCAAGGUGCAAUUUAAAUUCAAUUAAUACUUGCUGAAUUGAAAGCUAGUCUCAGUGAUCUUAACCGUCAGUUGUUGUAAAAACACAUCUGCUCCCCUAAUGUCCUUUUAGGGCGGGAAUCCUUCUGCUUUACCCAGGUCUGGCCUACAUGUGACUCCAGGCCCACUGCUAAUGGGGUUGAACCGCCCUCUGAAAUGGCUGGCUUAGCCAAUCGGUUGAAGGGCAGUGAGGGAUGGGAAAACAAAUGCCAGCCAUGCCAGCGGACUCUUGUCCGUGAAAGAACAAAAGGGCAGCGUUCUUGUCCCUGACUUGUGAUGCAAUAUUACAGAUCGCUGAUAGGAAGUAUUUGUGUCACAUAAAUUAGAUGGGUGCUGAAACGGAGCUGGCGGUUUCCACACCCAUUCAUACAAACCCACAGCAGCUAUUGUUUAACCCACCAAGCUAACCCCGGGCAGUGGGAACUGGUACACGCUCAGCCCUGGCAUUGGCAGCCCAGCCGUUUAUACCUCCCAUCAUCGGGAAGAAAUAUGGGAAUCUGGGAUGCCAUGUAGGAAUAAAGAAUUAUUAUUUUUCAAGAAGGUGACCCCAAAUUUAGAUUUUAUUUCUCUUUGUUUUGGGAGAUAAGGGUGAGACUGCAGAUAUUAACCGUUUGGAAAUGAUAGCACCGCUCCCUAGUGUCUCAGUAGGUUUUUGGUGGAUCAAUGGCUCAAAUGUGGGAACAGACAUUGCUAGGUAAAACAGUCCUCCAUCAUUCCACUUCCUCCAUUGUUCCACUUCCUUGUUCCUACCUGCAAAUAUUCUUUGCCUUUCUUUCAGUCCUGGUGUUUGUGCAGUGAAUCAUGUGAAGCAUCAGUGCCAAAUUUGCGAUGGUAUUUUGUAUGUGCGUGUUGCUAGUUCUCUGCCCUAUAAGUAUAAAUUUUCAGAAUCAGUGUGCCAGUAUUUUAUUGGCUUAUGUCUGUACAGUCCGGUUUUGACUUCCAUUCGAGAUGUUGACUCACUUGGAGGAAGUGAGGUCUACAUGAUACAGGCUCUCUGCAAAUGCAUUUCAUAUCUUUGACUGCCAGCGUAUUCAUACCUGUCUCUCAAUGGCUUUUACUGGACUUGCUUUGUAUGUUUGAACGUUGCCUCAACAUGAAGCCAGCAGGCACAGUAUUUUGUUUCUGAUUAUGACACCAGCAAAUGCAACAGGUCCCUUUUUGAGUGGUGUUACAUUUCUGUACAAUUCAGCGCAUACAAACAGGCCAUCCAUCCCGGUGGGUCUGUGCUAGAGUUUACACUCCGUACCUUAAUUCACCCAAUCCAAUCAACAUAACCUUCAGUUACGUUCUCACUUAUUUACAUCUCUCCCUUAUAGAACAUAAAGAGGUCAGAGCCAGAGUAAGCCCUUCGAGCCUGCUCUGCCAUUUGAUACAACCUUAUCUCAGACUUCAACCCGUUAUUAAAAAUCUAUCUGUCUCAUUCUUGAACUCAUUCAUGUCCCAGCAUCCACUGCACUCCAGACUAAUAAAUGCCACCAAAUUCACAACCCGUUGAGAGAAGUUAUUCCUCCUCAUUUCUGGUUUAAAUGUGCCUCACCUUAUCCUAAAACAAUGACUUCUCAUUCUAGAUUGACCCACACAAGGAAACAUCCUCUACGUAUCUACUUUGUCAUCCCCCUUUAGCAUCUUGUACAUCUCAGUUAGAUCUCCUCACAUUCUUCUAAACCCCAGCGAGUGUAGCCUUAAACUGCCCAAUCUCGGUACAUAAAAUAAGCCCCUCAUCUCUGGAGUUCACUGUCCCGUGUCCUUAAUAUGAUAUGGAGACUAGAAUUGCCGAGUGUACUCCCAAGUGUGGUUCUUGUCAAGUUUGCAUGCUAAAUAUUUGAAUUCUUUGAAAAUGUUUUGAAAGAUAAAGUGCCUGGCUUCUGGUUCUUAAAUUAGAUGAAGUAGUGAGAGUGUUUGAAAUCCACUGGAAUUACCCAAGUCAGCUUCAUGCAUUUUGUGUCUCCUCCCUGGAUGUUUUUCUGGUUGGCCAGGCUCUGCAUUUCUAUCAGAAGGACUAUCUAAAGAAACAUGAACCCACAUGCAAGUAAACUGGCAUUGAGGAGGAAGGGGUGCUGUGGUCAUAUUGCCACUGGAUUAGUAAUCGAGUGGCCCAGGUUAAGCACAGCUCUGGAUUCAAAUCCCACUCUGGUAGUUGGUGCAACUUGAACUCAGUCUGUAAAUCUGGUGACCGUGAAAACUACAAUCAAUUGUCCGAAAAACCACAGUAUUCUAAUUUCCUUCUGGUGUUCUUUCAGGAAGGAAAUCAGCCAUGCUUACCUGGUGCCAGACUUCAGACCCAUAACAAUGUGGUUGACUUGCUAGGGCCCUUUCAGGGUCACUCAGCUCCAGGACAGUUGGGAAUAUGCAGCAAAUGCCUUGUCAGUGAUGCGCACACCCUAAGAAAGUGUAAAGGACAAGUGACACUGAGCACAGCAGUUAGCGAGAUAUCUGUUGUCUGCGUUUCUCCAGAGCGUGAGGUUGAAAGUGGACAUUCUUUUCUACUUGGCCCAGUGUCAAGGGAGAGGUGGGAUAAUGGCUUGAAUUCUGACACUACCAUUUCCAAAAUCCAGGAUGCCACUGAAAUGGGAGCAAAUUCAUCUCUCUCUAUUUUUUUUCCCAAAGGUAUUGGUUUUGUUUGUUGUUGCACUCUGCUAGGUUGUCGCUUGAUCCUGAGAUGGUUUUUAAUCCCAAACAGGAGCAGACAACAAUAACUUUCUUUGUCCAGUGACCCAGUGCUGGUAGAUAUCUCUUAGCAGUAGUGACUGGUGAAAGAGAACCUGUGCUCAGAUUGUUGUCUUCUGAUGUAUCAGUGUCACUUUUGCAUGUCUGUGUUUAUCGCCCAUCUCUAAUUGCCCUUAAACCAUAGAAUUGUAAUGGCACAAGAAAGGACAUUCAGUGCAUCCUGUCUGUGCCAGUUAUGGCAAAAAAGAACCAACCAUUCUACUCUUGCCUUCUGGCACCUGGUCCAUAACCUUCCCAGGAUUUAGGUUCAGAUCCAAGUGCCUUUUUAACAAGUUUUGAGUGUUUAUGUCUCCAUGACGCACUAGGGAAGAGAUACAAGUUCCAGCCCCCACCAGCCUCUGCGUAAAGGUUUUCCUUCUGCCCCCUUUUAUUCUUUUACCAUUCACUUGCGACAAUCCGGGGUGGGGGUGUAGGGGCACGCCCAGUGCUGUUAGUGGUGGAGUUCCAGGAUUCUGACCCAAGCAUGGCAGUAGAUUUCCAAGUCAGGAUGGUGAGUGGUUUGGAGGGGAACUUACAAGUGGUGGCGUUCAGCUAUUUCUGCUGCCCUUAACUUUCCAAGUGGUAUGCGCCACAGGCUUGCAAAGUGCUGCUGAAGAGGCAUAGUUGUCGCAGCAGCCUGAAAGACUGAUUAUCAUUGCGAGUCUAGUGUUUAUGCUUAUUGGACAGUACAGAGCCUGAGCAUUGCUGAAAACGAAAAAUACAUUUUGUUGAAGUUUUUUUUCAAUCAGUGCAAUGUGCAAAUAAAGGGGAAAGCCAACAUUUAUACUGUAUAAGAGGAGACAGCUGGUUGGUUGGCAAGUGGGCUCUGAUUGGGUAGAGGCACUGCCACGGAUAAUGAAUAGUUAAUCAGUUUAGCAGUAGGCCAGUAUUUAUAUCACAUCAUACAUAGGAAAUGGAGGAGGCUAUUUAAUGUGUUCCACCUCCGUUCACUUGGGCUGAUUUACAACCCAGCUCCAGGCUCUGGUUGAAGCUGUUUCUCCUGGUGAAUUUUUACUAUAUUUAUGGGAGACUGUCCAACAUCAAAUCCGAGGAUCACAACUAAAGGUCCUCUACCUAUGCCUUACAUAUUCAAUGAACCGGAGGACAACUUUUAGAGGGAGAUGCAACUGAGGUAUUAAGUGGAAUUAAUUAGGUGCCAAAUGGGUUUUGAUGAACCCUACAGAGUGGGGGCUAGAGAUAUAAACUCCCCUUGCAAUCUCACCUUUCUGAAAUGCAGAGAGUCUUGGAGAAAGACAGCAGGUUCUGGCAGCAUCUGUGGAGAGAGAAACACAGGGUUAACGUUUGGACUCUGGCCUGAUUGUUUCAGAGGAAGGAGCUCUGAAGAAGAGCCAUCUCAGACCCGACAUGUUGACCAUUUUUUCUCUCCACAGAUGCUGCCAGACCCUGCUGACUUUCUCCAGCACUGUCUGCAUUUGUGUCGCAUUUCCAGCAGCCACAGUAUUUGUUUAAUAUUUGUGCUUGACGGUGUUUCUGAAAUUUCUUGUUGUUUUUAGCUGUGCCGAAGCCUGGAGGGGAGAGAAUGGUAUCAAAAUGAGCUGCAGUUUUGCUUUGGUGUGACAUUUUGCCUAUCCAGCUUACAGCGCUGUAACAAACAAAACUCUCUCAUCUCCUGAGACAACACAGUGUGGAGCUGGAGGAACACAGCAGGCCAGGCAGCAUCAGAGGAGCAGGAAAGUUGAUGUUUCGGGUCAGGAUUUCAUCUCCUGCAUCACUUUGUGAGGUGAUAGCCCACUUCUUUCUUCAAAUAUUACUGAAGAAAAAGAAUUGAAAUUCUGCCCUGCGUUGCUAGGGACCCUUAAAUUGCUGUCACUUACAAAGAGGAAAGUAUCCUGGUCAUUCUCCUGUGCCACAGUGAUGGACAGUGGCUGAGGGGUCACGGUAUUCUUUCUCUAACUACUAGUGCCAAUAGUGUUGCUAGUGCCUAAAAUUGGGAGCCGACUGUGCCAGGGAAAGGGUCAAGCUCUUGACUGAUUUGUGCCCUCAGCCUGUGAGCAUCUGGAUGGGAAUCAAAGCAAUUGACUUGUUGCUGCCCUAGUGUCUAAGUGCGGAAGAUGCAGAACGUCUUGAGAAACAGGGUUAGCAAAAUGGAAUUCAGGAGAAAUUCAGGAUAAUGUUCUGGGGAUUUCUGGAUGACCACAACACUGCAAGCAGGGUUUGGGGUGUAAAUGACUGAUUGCAGUUACACUGCCUUAUCAUUAAGAGGGGAAUGGUACAGGAGAGUUUAGGGAAGGCAGGAAACAGCUCUAAUGACCACUGUGAUAGGAAAGAAACUUUCUGUAAUAGCUUUCCUAACUGUAUGAAUGUAUAAGAGCUGUCAGUAAUGUAUGUGAUGAACCAAAUUCCACCGGGAUAUUUCCAUUUUAUAAUAAUUUGGGGAAAUUUUUUGCCAGGUUUGUGGCAGGGGUCUACAAAUGGAAGAUUAAAACGGGGCCAAGAUUGUUAGCUGUC